AUGCCUCACAACAACAAGCACAACAAGGGCCGUCAAGGCACGCGGGCUCCCAGGACCCAGUCCCCUAAGCCCAUUUCCCUGUCAAAGGGUCUCCAGCCUACUCCUCCUGGCAAGACCGGACCAGCUUCUCUGUCCAUGGACAUCGUCCUGCUCAUCAUUGACGCCCUCAUCAACGACGCCUCGUCCAAGGAGCAGGGGUUGAACUGGGGCAUCGCAUACAAGCAGGACACGGCUUCGAAGCUCGUCCUUACCGACAUGAACAUGAGCGACCUCAACCACAUCAAAGCCAUGAAGCGACGAUUCUCUCGCAUCCGCAUGGCAUCUCAGCUGAACCAAAAGUCCCGCGCCCUCGUCCAUCAGACAUACCGCCGCCUCCCCAGAGCCAAGAUGAGCCCGGCUGGAAUGGCUGUUGGAUUCAUCAUGACGGCCUGGGUCCUUCCGUCCAUCGACGAUUUCGUCGUGGCUUUUGUAUUCCUGGGCGGACAUAUUGAAGUCCUCGAGCGUUACGCCGACUUCCUCGGAAUGGCGCUCCAUCUGCCUACUCCCGAGGGACUCCAGUUCAUGGAAUGCAUCCAGAAGUUCAAAAUCAUGCUCCCCCAGGACUUGGACAAGCACGUUCACGCUGCCAUGGUGCUUCCCAACCUCGAGGAGCUUCACUUGGCCUAUGCGAUGACUCCCAUCUUUGGCCCGUCCCGUCCCCAUCCCGCCAAGCACGCCGGCAUCGUCCCUCUUCGCCGCACCGACUACGAGGACUUGGCUGACUGGAUGAUCAUGCACAAGAAAACCUACAGUAAUCUCUACAACAACAUCUUCAAGGAGAAGGGCACUAAGGUGUACGCUUGGGACUGCGAAAUUCGGAAGGCGGUCUUUGAGAUACUUCUCACCGAGAAAGGCGUUCGCUUGCGCACCUUGAGUGCGCCCAAUUGCCCUGCUGACUGCGAAUGCCGUAAGGUCGGCGAGUCUCAAGCUUCUGCGACUUCUACUUGA
Messenger RNA from Colletotrichum acutatum, 987 nucleotides. RefSeq lists its product as uncharacterized. NCBI's taxonomy places the organism in Eukaryota, Fungi, Ascomycota, Sordariomycetes, Glomerellales, Glomerellaceae. The coding region runs from base 1 to 987 and encodes 328 amino acids. The transcript has a single exon. The record is from RefSeq and is a predicted model, not a curated record.